Mugil cephalus (flathead mullet) is the source of this 2798-nucleotide messenger RNA. It is a transcript of the gene nub1, whose product is annotated as negative regulator of ubiquitin-like proteins 1. NCBI's taxonomy places the organism in Eukaryota, Metazoa, Chordata, Actinopteri, Mugiliformes, Mugilidae. The record is from RefSeq and is a predicted model, not a curated record. The transcript has 14 exons. Gene Ontology annotation, biological process: regulation of ubiquitin-dependent protein catabolic process. The coding region runs from base 321 to 2138 and encodes 605 amino acids. Gene Ontology annotation, molecular function: protein binding.
UCGUCAUAUCCUUCUCGGAAACAACAAAUUCAUAAAAACAACGUCGUCGAGCAGAAGCGAAGCAACAUUUCAGAUUGAACUGAUAUUUUCCAUCGAGGAGCUGUUUGUCAUCGCGUCCUCUAACAUCAAGGUGACUCACGGUCACAUUUAACACCGACACCGACUGAUGGCAGCGUUUUAAUCUUUACCAGCUCACCGGGUUAAUGCACGUUGGUUUUAGCCGUGUGUGCUAAUGCUAAUAAAUGUCGUCUCCUUUUUAACAUCAGCUGACAUCAUUUAACUUUUUCUGACCUGCUGAAGAUUAUCAGGAAGUAAAGGAGAUGGCGGAGCAGAACCUGGAGUCCAAACUGAAGAACCUCCUAAAGCAGGAGAAGAUCCAGCUGUGGCAUCCUCCGUUCACUGAUGACAACCUCCCGGGGGAACAGGCGAUGAAGGAGCUAGCAGAGCGCUACGCGCCUCUCCUGUGUCUGCCUGCGUCGGAGGUAGGUGGCGCUCUGGAGUCGAUCCGAGCUCAGGCUGUGAAGAGAGGAAAAGGCAACAAGACGUUCAGAGAAACCAACGUGGCCACGCUGGAGCUGCUGCUGCCCAGAGACAGCAAGAAGGACCCAAAGGCGAAGACCUACCUGGAGACGAGGCUGGACACACUGGCCCAGGAGGUGAUAGACAGGGUUGGACAGGAGCACGGCCUGAAACACAUCAAACUGAUCCUCAACGGGAAAACGCUGGCAGCAGACCAGGUCCUGGCCGAUCAGGGCGUGAAGAAUCACAGUAAGGUCAUGGUGCUGAGGGUGAGCGAUGCUGAGCUGAAGCGACAGAUGACUGAGGAGGAGGAGAAGAGGACGAACCAGAGCGAGAGCAUCCAGAGGACCAAGAAAGGCUUCCAGAUCCUGUCCGAGAGAGACGGCAGCGAGGAUCCAGACACGGUGCCUUUCCUGGAGAUCGCUGAUCAGAAGGGAAACCCCCUGAAGAUCCCUCACAAGGAGAAGAAGGCCCUGAUCCUGGCCAUGGGCUUCCAUGAGAAAGGUCGAGCUCUGAUGAAGAAGAAGCAGUACGACAACGCUCUGUGUCACCUGCUGCAGGCCGACCAGCAGUUCAGUGUGUUGCGGUCGGCUCUGCUCAGCUCGGUGGACAACUAUGCCGUCCUGCAGCUGGACAUCGUGUGGUGUUACAGGGCCCUGGAGGCGCUGUCGUGUCUGGACGAUGGGAAGAGUCGCCUGCAGAAAGCUGAGGACUGUUUCCUCCAGUGUUACGGAGCUCAGCAGCAGAGGCUGCUCAUGAUCAAGGGUAACACGGGCAGAGAGGAGGUGCUGUUCCUCCGGCUGUACCUCCUCCAGAGUCUCCUCUCCUACAUCGAGGGAAACGACUGUCAGGCCCGGCAGCAACUGUCCAAAGUGGAGUCUCUGUACGGACGUCUGUGUCUGGACUCGGAGAAAAUGACCCAGCUGAUGGAAAUGGGUUUCACCGAGAGAGAAGCUCGACUGGGACUCAGAGCCUGUCAGGGAGACCUGCAGGAGGCUAGCAUCCACAUCAGCAACCGCAGACAGGAGCGGGAGGAGCUGCAGCAGAGGGAAAGGCAGAAGAGGAGGAGGAGGAUGGAGGCCAUCUCCACCCUGGCAGAGCUGGGCUUCUCCCGGAGAGACGCCGGCCGAGCUCUGCAUCACGCUGAUGGAGACGUGGACAAAGCUUACGCCAUCCUGGUGAGCUCCAGUCAGGCUGCUCAGGCCACCAACAACAACACGGAGGAGGCGCUGAGUCCGGACCGGCUGCAGCAGCUGCUGUAUUUGGGUUUUGAGAGAGACUCGUCUGAAGCAGCUCUCAGAUUGACCGGUGGAGACGUCCAGGCAGCGACUCAGCUGCUGCUGGACAAUCAGGGCUACUUGUCCCCGGAACUCCUGUCCACCUCCACUCCGUCCACGUCCCCUCCGUCCACCUCCACUCCGUCCACCUCCUCCUCACCGUCCUGUGAGGAGCCCAGUACUUCCUCGGCCAGCCCAGAGGACAGCGAGCUGGUCAACGAGGUCCUAGAGGACAUCUCCCAUCAUGAGGAGGAUUAUCUGGACCUGACGCUGGAGGAGGAGAGCGAGCUCAUCGCGACCAUGAAGGCCUACCUGAACCGAGAGGCCGGACACACGGCCUGACGACACCAGGCCCCUGAAACUGCAGCUCCUGCAGUAAAGUGCCAAACUGAAGCAGCAAUAAUCAGCUCCACAUUUUCAUUUUAACGUCUGGAAGGAUCAGUGAUUGUUUUGAAGGAAAACUGUGAGAAACCAAAGAUCAAAGCUCUUGAUUUGAGGAUUCCUGUCGUUGUUCUGACGACGAUACGCUUUAAGUUUGAUUCACGUUUUUUCAUUUAAACCCGUUUCCUGUUGAGCUGUCACAACUAAAGAAAAUGAUACUUUUCUGUCGGGUCAUUUGUUUGGUCGAGUCUUAACGGUUUGAAGUAGAAGUCCUGUUGGGUGUCUCUGCUGUAAGCAUAUGAACCCAGACCCGGAACAAUGUAGAGAAACCGUACUGAUGAUUACAUUAGAUACAUAUAUAUACAGUGAUAUAAUCCCCCAUGUCCACAUAUGAGGACAGGGGUUAUUUUUCAAAACAACUUCCCGUUAAUAGAUGCUUCAUCUUUAUAUGUCUUAGGACCUACUGACCCCAAAUACCUUAAAGAAAUUAAAAAUGCAUUGCAAACAAAAUCUUAGGAGGUUGAACCAGAGAACGAGGUCCUGUUACUUACAAACCUGUGUAACGGCUCCUCAAAGUGAAGCCAAAGCCAAGUACAAUAAUAAAUCUAAUUUUUAUUUGCC